Diceros bicornis minor is the source of this 6245-nucleotide messenger RNA. RefSeq names its product SLIT-ROBO Rho GTPase-activating protein 3. Bases 656 to 3955 code for a protein of 1099 amino acids. The record is from RefSeq and is a predicted model, not a curated record. Gene Ontology annotation, cellular component: cytoplasm. NCBI's taxonomy places the organism in Eukaryota, Metazoa, Chordata, Mammalia, Perissodactyla, Rhinocerotidae. Gene Ontology annotation, biological process: signal transduction; negative regulation of cell migration. The transcript has 22 exons. Gene Ontology annotation, molecular function: protein binding.
GAACUUCCAUGUCGCUCUCCUGGCUUUGAUCGUCACUGUACAUCAGACCAGAGGCACCGAAAGGAGGGAGGAUGCGAGAUGACCAGCCCUUUGGCAACCUGACCAUCUCCUUAGCAGAGCCUUCGAAAGCCAGCGGGGGGCUGACUUCACGGCCGGCUGAGGAGGAGCCGCACCUAUCGUGGAUGUGUGUGUGUGUGUGUGAGCGGGUGAGUGGGUGUGAGUGAGUGAGGGUGUGUGCGUGUAUGUGUGCAUGUGCAUCACGACUGUGUGUGUGCGUGUCGGGAUGAGUGCAUGAGUGCAUGCAUGAGUGUGUUUGUGUGUGUGUGUAUGUGUGUGAGUGAGUGCUGUUGGUUAUUUUUUUUGGAAGAAAAAUCUUGAAAAUCUGGGGCAGGUUACCGUGCUCUGAGGGUGGUGGUUCUUUUGCAAGAGAGCUGACCAGACCAAGCUACUAGAGACAUUUUUUGGCGAGUAAAGAGAAUUUUCCUCCCAGAACGAGAGGGAUUUUUCCCCUGGCUCUGCAGCCAGUAAAAGAGAUCAGCCCCUAAACCUGUGAAAUCGACCAGAGCUGUGUGAUUAUCAGGGCUUGAGAGAGGACUCGGGAAGAAAAGGAGAAAUAAAUCAAACAGCUUGUCAGUGCCUUUGGCCACAUUGGAAGAUGUCAUCUCAAACUAAGUUCAAGAAAGACAAAGAGAUCAUUGCCGAAUACGAAGCCCAAAUAAAAGAGAUCCGCACGCAGCUGGUGGAGCAGUUCAAAUGCCUAGAGCAGCAAUCCGAGUCCCGGCUGCAGCUGCUGCAGGACCUCCAAGAGUUCUUCCGCCGGAAGGCUGAGAUCGAGCUCGAGUACUCCCGCAGCCUGGAGAAGCUGGCCGAGCGCUUCUCCUCCAAGAUCCGCAGCUCCCGGGAGCACCAGUUCAAGAAGGACCAGUACCUCCUCUCGCCCGUGAACUGUUGGUAUCUGGUCCUGCAUCAGACCAGGCGGGAGAGCCGAGACCAUGCCACACUCAAUGACAUCUUCAUGAACAAUGUCAUCGUCCGCCUCUCCCAGAUCAGCGAGGAUGUCAUCAGACUCUUCAAAAAGAGCAAGGAGAUUGGCCUGCAGAUGCACGAAGAGCUCCUGAAGGUCACCAAUGAGCUCUACACAGUCAUGAAAACCUACCACAUGUACCACGCGGAGAGCAUCAGUGCGGAAAGCAAGCUGAAGGAGGCCGAGAAGCAGGAGGAGAAGCAGUUCAAUAAAUCGGGAGACCUUAGCAUGAACCUGCUCCGGCACGAGGACCGGCCCCAGCGCCGCAGCUCCGUGAAGAAGAUUGAGAAGAUGAAGGAGAAGAGGCAGGCAAAGUAUUCUGAGAACAAGCUGAAAUGCACGAAGGCCCGGAAUGACUACUUGCUGAACCUGGCGGCCACCAAUGCAGCUAUAAGCAAAUACUACAUCCACGAUGUCUCCGACCUAAUCGACUGCUGUGACUUGGGCUUCCACGCCAGCCUGGCCCGCACCUUCCGGACCUACCUCUCUGCUGAGUACAACCUGGAGACCUCUCGCCACGAGGGGCUGGACGUCAUCGAGAACGCAGUGGACAACCUGGAUUCCCGAAGUGACAAGCACACCGUCAUGGACAUGUGCAACCAGGUCUUCUGUCCUCCACUCAAGUUUGAGUUCCAGCCCCACAUGGGGGAUGAGGUGUGCCAGGUGAGCGCUCAGCAGCCCGUCCAGACAGAAUUACUCAUGCGGUACCACCAGCUGCAGUCCAGACUGGCCACUCUCAAGAUAGAGAAUGAGGAGGUGAGAAAAACCCUGGAUGCCACCAUGCAGACCUUACAGGACAUGCUGACCGUGGAGGACUUUGACGUCUCCGACGCCUUCCAACACAGUCGGUCCACAGAGUCUGUCAAGUCGGCCGCCUCUGAGACCUACAUGAGCAAGAUCAACAUCGCCAAAAGGAGAGCCAACCAGCAGGAAACAGAAAUGUUUUAUUUUACAAAAUUUAAAGAGUAUGUGAACGGCAGUAACCUCAUCACUAAGCUGCAGGCCAAGCAUGACUUACUCAAGCAGACCCUGGGCGAAGGGGAGAGAGCAGAAUGUGGCACAACCAGGCCCCCCUGUCUUCCCCCUAAACCACAGAAAAUGAGGAGACCUAGGCCUCUCUCAGUGUGUAGCCAUAAACUAUUUAACGGCUGUAUGGAAGCGUUCAUUAAGGAUUCAGGACAAGCUAUCCCGCUUGUAGUUGAGAGCUGCAUCCGAUACAUCAAUUUAUACGGACUCCAGCAGCAAGGGAUCUUCCGUGUGCCGGGAUCUCAGGUCGAAGUCAAUGACAUCAAAAAUUCCUUUGAGAGAGGGGAAGACCCCCUUGUGGAUGAUCAAAAUGAGCGAGAUAUCAAUUCAGUCGCUGGUGUUUUAAAACUGUAUUUCCGAGGACUGGAAAACCCACUCUUUCCUAAGGAAAGGUUUCAAGAUUUGAUAUCUACUAUUAAACUGGAGAACCCAGCUGAGAGGGUGCACCAGAUCCAACAGAUCCUCGUCACCCUUCCCCGCGUGGUCAUCGUGGUCAUGAGAUACCUCUUCGCUUUCCUCAACCACCUCUCACAGUAUAGCGACGAGAACAUGAUGGAUCCCUACAACCUGGCCAUCUGCUUCGGGCCCACCCUCAUGCACAUCCCUGAUGGGCAGGACCCUGUGUCCUGCCAGGCACACGUCAACGAAGUCAUCAAAACCAUCAUCAUUCAUCAUGAAGCCAUCUUCCCCAGCCCUCGGGAGCUAGAGGGACCCGUGUAUGAAAAAUGCAUGGCUGGAGGGGAAGAAUAUUGUGACAGCCCACACAGCGAGCCAGGGACCAUUGAUGAAGUUGACCACGACAAUGGCACCGAGCCUCACACCAGUGACGAAGAAGUGGAGCAGAUCGAGGCCAUCGCCAAGUUUGACUACGUGGGGCGGUCCCCCCGUGAGCUGUCCUUCAAGAAGGGGGCCUCACUGCUACUGUACCACCGUGCCUCAGAGGACUGGUGGGAGGGUCGUCACAACGGCGUGGAUGGACUCAUCCCACAUCAGUACAUAGUCGUACAGGACAUGGACGACGCCUUCUCGGACAGCCUGAGCCAAAAGGCUGACAGCGAAGCCAGCAGUGGGCCUCUGCUGGAUGACAAGGCCUCCUCCAAAAACGACCUCCAGUCCCCCACGGAGCACAUCUCGGAUUACGGCUUUGGGGGGGUGAUGGGCCGAGUGCGGUUACGAUCCGAUGGAGCGGCCAUCCCCAGGCGCCGAAGCGGGGGCGACACGCACAGCCCGCCCCGGGGCCUGGGCCCCAGCAUAGACACGCCGCCCCGGGCUGCCGCCUGCCCCAGCAGCCCCCACAAAAUUCCCCUCACCCGGGGGAGGAUCGAGAGCCCCGAGAAGCGGAGGAUGGCGACGUUCGGGAGCGCCGGCAGCAUCAACUACCCUGACAAGAAGGCGCUCUCCGAAGGGCACUCGAUGAGGUCAACGUGCGGCUCCACCAGGCACAGCAGCCUGGGGGACCACAAGUCCCUGGAGGCUGAGGCCCUGGCAGAAGACAUCGAGAAGACCAUGAGCACGGCUCUGCAUGAGCUGCGGGAACUCGAGAGGCAGAACACAGUCAAGCAGGCGCCAGAUGUGGUGCUGGACACCCUGGAGCCCCUGAAGAACCCGCCAGGCCCCAUCAGCUCAGAGCCCGCCAGCCCCCUGCACACCAUUGUCAUCCGCGACCCCGACGCCGCCAUGCGCCGCAGCAGCAGCUCCUCCACCGAAAUGAUGACCACCUUCAAGCCAGCCCUGUCUGCCCGCCUGGCCAGCGCCCAGCUGCGCCCACCCCCCAUGCGGCCGGUGCGGCCUGUGGUCCAGCAUCGGUCCAGCAGCAGCAGCAGCUCGGGUGUGGGCAGCCCAGCUGUGACGCCCACCGAGAAGAUGUUCCCCAACAGCUCAGCUGACAAGUCAGGUACCAUGUGACCUGCAGGAUGGGGCGGCACCGCCCUGCCCACUGUGGCACGCCAUGGCCAAGGGUGGCCUCUGUGACCUCAGUGAACGUCCUUCCCAGUGCUCCAGGCCUUGUCAGGCAGGGACCAGAAGGCCAGCCUGGGAGCGUGUGAGUGCAGAGCUGAGGCCCGGGCACCAGCCGCAGCUCACGUUCAGCCAUGUGAAUCCCACAGAGCUCGAGUGUAAACAGACGCCCAGAGGAGCACAGGAGCGAGCGGCCCCAACCAGAGCAGUGCCUAAGAUUGUGGCAAAAUGUUAAAUGGCUUCGCCCACACAUCAUCACUGGAAAAUUCUCUCGACAUUCUCUCUACAUACAUAAAUACGUGUGUAUAUAUAUAUGUGUGUGUGCAUAUAUACACGUACAUAUGUAUGUAUGUGUCUGUAGGUGUGUGUAUAUAUAUAUUUAUGCAUCUAUAUACAUAUACUAGAUCUGGACACACAUACUAAAUGUAUAUAGGAUCUCCUUUUUCUUUUUAUGAAACUUAGAUUUACCUCAGACCCAUGCCACCAAACAUCUCCCGCUGAGUUAUUUGGUGGGCUUUGCAGGGACUUUUCUGGGAGAAUUUAGAGGCCCACAGUAACGGCAAAUGAAGCAAUAUACCACUAACCUGCAGAAAAACAAAAACAAAAACAGUCUCCCACUGUCUCCAGAAGUCGUGGCCUUCCAGGACAGUCUGCCCCUAAAGGAAGGGUGGGGCAGGCGGUACCCCAAGCAGGCUGCUCCUAGAGGUGGGGAACCCUUCACAGAACCCCCCCACCCUGUCCACCCCAGAGACCCUGCCUUUCCACCCAGAGGCCAAGGGCCAACUGUACCCCCCAAAGGCAUGGGAGGACAUUGGUGAGAAGACCCCUGACCACAGCAUCCUUGUGUUUGUACAUGGAAAAAGGGGAUAGUGACAACCUAAGCCCCAUCGUAGCACAGUAUUAUGUGUGGUUGGGAAAAAGGAAAAAACAACACAGUGGUGUGGAACACUUCAGAACGUAGAAAUGCUGUAGGAAUAAAUCUGUGGUAACUAUAGAGGUUUAACCUAUACCAUUUUCAAAAUAUUUAAUUUUUUCUUUUCCUCUUUCUACUAAUUAUACUGUGUCAGAUUUGGAACUAAACAGGCAAGGAGGCUUUGAGUCACAUCAUUUUAAUUUAAAAUCAGGCCAUGACGCGCUUGGCUGGCGCCCUCUUGCAUGAAGCGCACGAGCCUUAAGUGCCCAGCUUAGGCCAGGGGCCCAGGAGGGGCGACCCUCGGCACUUUCUGUCCUAGAGAACACUUCAGUUGAGUUUAUGCAAGUGAAAUAGCUUCCCUCUCUCCCUUCCCUUCCCUUUCACCCACCUCCUCCAGAGCAUUUAAUGUAAUUGAAAAUAUGGUGAUAGAAUUGGGGUGCAUGAUCUUCAAGUAUUAUGAGCUAGGCUUUUGCCUCUUGGCUGGGAAAAGGCCUUCUGGAACUCUUGUUCGAUUCCAUUUUACUUCCUCUUUUGAUCUCUUCAUUUUCCAGAGAUGGGCUAUUUCUGGAUAAUGGAACACAGGAGAAUCAGAUUCUAACAGGACCACCUUUACUCACCCCCUCAUGCCAAGCCAAGGGUUUCCUCCCUAUUGUUCUCAAGCUUCAUCUCUUUCUUUCUCUUGAGGCCUCUGAGUGUGUCUCCAUGGCUGUGGUUUGGAGUCAGAAGUUCUGUGUCUGAGUCCCAGUCCCCCUCACGCAGGUGCUGUGGGACUUUGGCCAUGUCAUUCCACCUCACUGAGCCUCAGUGUCCUGCUCCAUAAAAUGACGAUAAUAAAGAUAAAAUCUAAGUGUGUGAGCUGUGUAAACUGGAAAGCAGUGUGCCCACACUGUUGUUCUUUUUAUUAGUAGUAAAGUAAGUCUUUUAGAUCAAAAUCCAUCCAGGACCUUACUUUUGAAAUUUCCUAAUGGCAUUUGAGAAGUGAGCAGUGGAAUUUUCCUACCAGCUUCAUAAGAGCCCUGAAACCUGGCCCUACAGAUACAUCAUCUAUUGAUGCUUGAAAUUCCAUCAUUACCAUUUCAACCCAUUGAAUUAAGUUUUGUCCUCUCCUCUGGUAAUCUGUAAAAAGGUAAACAUACCCCAGAGGGAGGGACCUAUUAAGUCACUAAUACCUGGGUGUGUAGCAGUGGUGAGCCAUUCUGCCUCCUCUGAAGGACUGGCAUUGAGAGCACACAGCAGAAGGAAGGACCAAGAAAGGGCACAGAAAGAGAAUGCCAGGGAGAGGCCAAUGACAAACUUGACCUUACUUGUUUUGCCUAGAACCACCGU